AUGUCGCCUCCGGCGGACUGGACCAUCGGCUUGAAGCAUCGUCUCAGCUUCGUAGUCGGGUCUUCUAUCUCAAUACCCGGUCCACGUGUACCGCUUUCUGAGCUGCGUAUUCGGGAUGAUCUCUCUGUCGAGAGCAUUUCUCUGAGUACAGACACGAACGCUACAUUGGCAGACUCUCUCUCUGACUCUUCGUUCAAUCACGUCCACGACAUCGUCAGUCACCUUCUGGAACUUGGCCCUUCGAUAGCGGACCCUGCACCUCAUGAUCAACUUCCUCACUCGGAUGCGGCACAGCAUGACAUCAAUCAUGUUCGUGACAGUUUCCCGAAGGCGGCAGAAGCUUUAGUUCUGCGGUUGGGAAGGGCCAAUUGGGAACGCAGACAAUACUUGAUGCAACUGCGCUCGAGACUGGCCGAGGAUCUGCCUGAGGGGCUCAGUCUGAGGCAGAUCGAGGACUAUGACCCAGAGGGUAUCCAAAUUGACAUGUCAGAUGCUACUACCAACAGCCAGACCUCUGUUCAGGAUUCCGGCCCCAGCGGCGAGCUCCUCCUUCGACCACACUCGCCUGGAGGCACAGAAUCGGCUAAACAGACUUCCAGCCGAACUGAUACGUCUGGGUUCCGGUUUUCUCGAGGUGAUGCUACGAUGACGGAGAUUACCGCCCCUUCCAAGACGGACAUGCUGCUUAAAGAAACGUCCACGCCGGACAUGCGUUACAAAAUACUGUCCCGGACAUCAAGACAGCAACAGAAUGGAACAGCCGGCGAGUCAGUCUUCCAGACGCCAGCCUCUUUCGACGAACACAUCGCGACAAAUCACCCUGUCAAGCUCACCCGUACGCAAUUGGCAGCCGUGCGUGAUGCGUGCCAGAGGAAUACUGGCAGAAAGCGCCCUUCGAGUACUUGUCCGCUGUGUCAGAUCACCAUCGAGAGGCACCAUGCUCCGACUUUGGAACGAGCUGUGAAAAAGCAUGUUGCGGAUCACUUGGAGCAGUUAGCGCUUUUCGUAGCUUUGCCAGCUGGUUCAAUGCUGAUGAAAGAAGAUGGCUCCGAGUUCCAGGAUGAUUCGGAUUCAGGCGAUGGUCUCCAGAGCGAGAUCAUGUCCGUACUCUCCAGAGGUACUCGCGUCUCGAAGAGAGACGUUCAACAAGCCAACGUGAAGGCUUUCAUAGCGGAUCAGCAGAGAGCCGCAAUCGAUCACGGGAACAUGCCGAUAGUCCACUCGGAAAGCCCGACAGAGCGAGACAGCACAAUGCCAGGCGUAAGCGAAGCAUUGGCCAGCAACUAUCUCCCAAUCUUCCCCAUGCUUGGACCGAUGCCACCACCCAGCGAACACUUCUACUCACGAGAUACAUUGAUCUCGGCAAUUGGCAAUUCUCUGCACUCUCCCGGCAAUAUCUGUGUCAUACACGGCGUCGGAGGCGUGGGUAAGACUCUGGCUGCUGUCCAGUAUAGCCACAACAAGCAACAACACUACGAUGCCAUAUUCUGGUUACAGGCCGACACUGCGCCUGGUCUGGCAGACUCCUUUGUCCAGAUGGUCGCACUCCUGGGCCUCAGCACUGGUGCAGAUGAUCACGGCCAAGCCAUUGCCAAAGGAAGGAACUGGCUGCAAGAUACAGACAAACGAUGGCUGCUAGUCUUCGACAACGCCCAUGGCUUAGAUGACAUAUCACGCUACUUUCCACAGAUGGUGCAGGGAACCAACGGAUCUGUGAUCAUUACCACACAGUACAAGAACAUCAUCUCCGAAGCGCCCAAUAUUUCGAAAGUACAAAUCGACCCGCUUGACCAGCGAGCUGGCUCUGAGAUGCUUCUUAAAUAUUUGGGCAGAAACAUCCGCGAAGACCCUGAGCGACAACUUGCGAGGGAGAUCUCGGCAUUCGUUGGAGGCUUACCAGUCGCGAUUGCGCAUGUCGCCGGCUACGUCAGCUUCUCAGGUUGCACUCUGGAGGAAAUGAUCGAGACGUUCCGUGAGUGGCGCAAGCGCACUGGUAUCGCUACUGAUGAGCGGGAUGAUCUUCCGGCGACAUUUCGCGAAGCAUCAUUCAGCUAUGAUGGAACCUUGGCCAUGGUAUGGGAGGUCACCUUGAGAGAGCUGACUCAAGACGCAUGUGAUGUGCUCUACAUUCUAGCCUUCCUCAACUGUGCUGCGGUACCACAGAACAUGCUAUGGGGCAUACACGAGGACCCAUUGCUACAGUUCCUCGAUUCGAGAGAACGCAUCAGAAUGCGAAAGAUCAACGAGUCCCUCAUCAAGCGCCGACUAGUAGAUGAUACGGACUCGUGCUUUUCUAUGCACCGUUCGCUGCAGCGAGGCAUUCGUCAGAAACUAUCUCUCGAUCGCAUUCGCCAGCAAAGGGUGUUCAAUCAGGCUGUCGCUGUCGUGCGUGAGGCUUUCCCUCGCUUGAGUAAUCUACAGCAGCCGAGACCAGAGAAGUGGGCCGAAUUGCAAAAGCUUCUACCACAUCUGCAUGCUCUACGCGAUGUGUAUCGCGCCUCCAAAUCUCAAAUCAAAGGAUCGAUCGACUUUGCGCAACUUCUUCUCGACGCUGGAAUGGACCAAUUUGAGCAGGGCAUAGCACAAGAAGGCUUGCUUCUGCUCGACACUUCGGAGACGGUCCUGGACACACUGGACACAACCGCUGCGAUAUCACCUGAAGAUCACAAGGUCAUGAAAGCUGACAUCCACGCUCUGAUGGGCAUCAUGUACGACGAUAUCGGCAUAUCGAAGCGACAAGAAGCGCUGGAACGCAGGGAACUUGCUUUGGAGAUUCGCAAAGAGGUGUCUCGGGACGCGACGACACAGCAACGGAAGUAUGAAAUGCUCCUCUUCAACUCGUGGAUGGAGUACGCCAUCUCCCUACUCCACUAUCAUCGCCAUGAAGACGCGAACCCAAUCAUCGAAUCAUGUUUGGCCAAGUUCAAGGAGUGGGGACCAGAAGACGAAAUCCCGUUUGAGUACGCAAAGUACUACAACAAGAUGGCGUUGGUCAAGAUGUACCAGGGCAAGUUCAGCGAGGCUGUUGAGCAUGCCACCAAAGGAGCACAACUUAUGGAGAAGACUGGAUACAAUAUGUUCGCAAGCCGCUUCAAGUUCGAUUUGGCUUGCAUCACCCUCCAGAGCGGCGAUCUCGAUCGUGCUCUACAGAUACACAAGGAGAUCCACGACCACAGAAUCAAGCUGGUCGGCCCCACCAACCAACUUUCGCUACAUAGCAUGUACGCCAUCGGUGCAAUACACGAGGUCAAGGGAGAUCUCCAUGAAGCUGAAUACUGGUUUUGCCAGGUGCUGGACCAACCACGAAGCUUCUCAUCCUGGCCUGACGAAGCCUACGCGCGAGCUCAGUAUCACCUUAGCCGGGUCCUCCUGGCGCAAGGCAGAGCAGAAGACGUCGAGUAUGCCAACGCUAUGCAGGAAAAGGCUCGCGAGGUCCUGGAUCGUUUGCUACCACUGGAUAUGCCGCCGGAAUUGGAGGGCGUCACUGAUAAGUACAUCUUGUUUGAUCACAUGCUCCCAGUGUCUCCUGGUGGACCUCGCUUCACUGGACGAGGAUUGUUGGAACGUUUUCUGCGCAACACAUCCGCUGCCUGA
Zymoseptoria tritici IPO323 is the source of this 3594-nucleotide messenger RNA. RefSeq lists its product as uncharacterized. Lineage: Eukaryota; Fungi; Ascomycota; Dothideomycetes; Mycosphaerellales; Mycosphaerellaceae. The record is from RefSeq and is a predicted model, not a curated record. The coding region runs from base 1 to 3594 and encodes 1197 amino acids. The transcript is spliced from 8 exons. Gene Ontology annotation, molecular function: protein binding; ADP binding.